Drosophila hydei is the source of this 700-nucleotide messenger RNA. Its product is annotated as dynein light chain 1, axonemal. The record is from RefSeq and is a predicted model, not a curated record. The transcript has a single exon. Gene Ontology annotation, molecular function: protein kinase binding. Bases 108 to 656 code for a protein of 182 amino acids. Gene Ontology annotation, cellular component: cytoplasm. NCBI's taxonomy places the organism in Eukaryota, Metazoa, Arthropoda, Insecta, Diptera, Drosophilidae.
CUAGCCUUGAAUUUGUAGGCCAAAAACCAAAAAAAUAUGCCUCAAAUUCCUAGUCGACACUUGAAAACUGGUUAGCAAAUAUAUUUCAAUGAAAAUUUGUAAUAAACAUGUCCAAGCCGACAACAAUUAAGGAUGCGCUGGCACGCUGGGAGGAUCGCACCAAGCAGGAGGCCGUUACGGCCCUGGAUAUCGGCUUGCAGUUCCAGUAUCCGCCCAUUGAGAAAAUGGAUGCGACCCUAAGCACUUUGGUGGAGUGCCAGAAGCUGAGCCUCUCCUCGAAUAUGAUUGACAAGAUUAGCGGUUUGGCGGGCAUGAAAAAUUUGCGUGUGCUAAGCCUGACGCGCAAUUACCUCAAGAAUCUGAAUGGCAUCGAGGUGCUGGCCGACAAUUUGGAAGAGCUAUGGGUGAGCUAUAAUAAUAUAGAGAAGAUAAAAAAUAUAGAGGCGAUGAAGGCGCUCAAGGUCUUCUACAUAUCACACAAUUUGGUCAAAGAUUGGUCCGAGGUUGCGCGCAUGGGAGUGCCGCCCGCGCUGAGCGACAUAACGUUCGUUGGAAAUCCGUUGAGUGAGAAUAUGGAUCCGGCGGCGUUUAUCGCUGAGGCUAUUCGCCGUUUGCCCAAUCUCAAGAAACUGGAUGGCGAGCCAGUCAUACGUUAGUUGCGUUGUUUUUCUCUUUCUGUUGUAUUUUGUUGCGUUGCACA